This is a messenger RNA of Vombatus ursinus (common wombat), 6379 nucleotides long. It is a transcript of the gene ZDHHC23, whose product is annotated as zinc finger DHHC-type containing 23. The coding region runs from base 28 to 1332 and encodes 434 amino acids. The record is from RefSeq and is a predicted model, not a curated record. Gene Ontology annotation, molecular function: protein-cysteine S-palmitoyltransferase activity. Gene Ontology annotation, cellular component: Golgi apparatus; endoplasmic reticulum. The transcript has 4 exons. Gene Ontology annotation, biological process: protein targeting to membrane; peptidyl-L-cysteine S-palmitoylation. NCBI's taxonomy places the organism in Eukaryota, Metazoa, Chordata, Mammalia, Diprotodontia, Vombatidae.
UUCCCCUCAUGGUGACAGGGGCUGGUCAUGGCACCGAAGGUGAAUAGGAAAACUGUAAAGAAAAAGAAAACGGAAGAGCCAGAGUUGGAACCCCUUUGCUGCUGCGAAUACAUAGAUCGAAAUGGGGAAAAGAACCAUCUGGUUGCUAGUUUUUGUGAUUGUCAAGAUCUUGAUGAAGGUUGUGACAGGUGGAUUACAUGUAAAUCCUUGCACCCGGAGACUUUUGAGAGAAUCAUGGACACAAUCUCGGAUCGUUUCCGAAUUCCCUGGCUUAGGGGGGCCAAAAAGGUCAACAUUACCAUUAUCCCACCACUUAUCCUCCUGCCAGUUUUUCUCCAUGUAGCUUCUUGGCAUCUUCUGUUGGGCAUUAUCAUCUUGACCUCCCUUCCUGCCCUGGCACUGGGGUAUUACUACUUCACCCACAGGAGGAAAGACCGGACCCUGUUUUUUCUGAGCUUGGGGCUGUUCUCCUUGGGCUACAUGUACUAUGUGUUCCUUAAAGAAGUGGCCCCCAAAGGCCGGGUGGGACACGGACAGCUGGUUAUUCUCACUUGUGGAUUAUUUCUGAUACUCAUAGCCCUACGUCAAGCCAAGAAGAAUCCUGGCUACCUCAAAAGUCCAGUACAAAAUGGCAGCCUUCCAAGCAACAAUGCAGUUGAGUUAUUAAACAGAAAAGGGCAGGAGAAAGUAAAAGGAUUUUCUGGAGACUCACUGGGCAGUGUCAACAAUAGAAUGGUAAAGGAUGACCCUAAGAGCUAUUCUAGAACAUUAGUUGAGAGCCCCAACAAGGUGAAGGAAGACUGGUGUGCCAAGUGCCAGUUGGUGAGGCCAGCCCGGGCGUGGCAUUGUCGGAUAUGUGGAGUGUGUGUGAGAAGAAUGGAUCAUCAUUGCAUCUGGAUCAAUAGCUGUGUUGGAGAAUCCAAUCAUCAAGCAUUCAUCCUUGCACUGUCAGUCUUCUUAGUCACCUCCGUGUAUGGGAUCACCCUGGCCUUGGACACCAUCUGUAGAGACAGGAGCAUCUUCACAGCUCUUUUCUACUGCCCAGGAGUUUAUGCAAACUACAGCUCUGCUCUCUCCUUUACCUGCGUAUGGUACUCUGUGAUCAUAACAGCAGGCAUGGCCUAUAUUUUCCUGAUCCAACUGAUAAACAUCAGUUACAAUGUGACUGAGAGGGAGGUUCAGCAGGCCCUUCGAGAGAAGACCGGGCGCCGGCUCCUAUGUGGGCUGAUCGUGGACACAGGCCAGUAUAACCGGGGCUUCCUACGGAACUGGCAUCAGUUUUCAAGCCUGGGCACACGCACACUCCACCCCCCUGCCGAAGACAUUGUCUGAAAUGCCUUCUGUGCUGAUCUCGGCAGGGGACGGUGCCGCGGGGAUCGCACUUCCACUUAACCCUUUGGUGUCCUUUGCAGGCUUCUCAUUCUAACACCAGUUUCUUAAAAGGCACUACAAGGCCAAGCUCAGGUUUUUGAGACUGUAACAGAAAGAAACUCAAUAUCUUCCUGACCUCACAAUUUAGAGAUUUUUAUAUUCAAAUAGUGAAAGUAGAGCCAUUCAUUUCUGAACACCUCCCUAAUGAAUUCAUCACCAGGAGCUGAAAAGGAUAGAGAUUGAGGAGUACAGACUGACAAGAGAAGUAAUUUUUCACUCAGUAAAAUGAAAACUGCUUCACAAUUCGGGUGAUGGAUUUGAAAAAUCUUAAGGGUGGGUGGGUGGAGGAUGCUUUGUAUAUAAUGAAUAUGCAAGUAUUUAUUUGCAUAGGGACAAUGAGGUUAAGAAGUGACCACUGGUUUUCACAUUUCUGGGUGGAAAGUGAUUGCAAAUGUAUCUUCUGGUAUUCCAGAUAGCACAGUUUUCUAGGGAUAAUUAUAUGGUAAUUGUCACUUUAUAAAGUAUAAGGCAUUAAGAAGCAGAGCAGAAACUUAGACGAACCAGGGGCCUAAUCUAAUGUUACACAUCUAAUCGUGAAGGAAGGACAAUCAAAUAUAAUUAUAAAGACAAUUGUUACAGUCAAUAUUGUGUAUAGCAGUAAUUUCUAAGUCUAGAUGCAGAACCUUAUGUGUGUGUGUGGGUAUGUAUAUUUUUUUACCUAAGGAUGUAUCUGUUCAAUAUAAAUAAUACCAGUAGUAAUUCAAGUUUUCCAUGGUUCACCUGGUAAGGUGUUGGCGUAAGAUUGUGAUGAUUUCCACAAAAGGAGAAGUACUUGCUUCUGCCUUGUGGGAGUGAUUAAUACCAAGGGCUUAAUUUUUUUUUUCCAUCUUAAGUAUUUAAAAAAGUCAACAGUUUCUAGCAGUACGUUGCAGAACCCAUGUUUUAAUAUUCCACUUGUUAUUCCAGCAUGAACUGUCAUUUUGGGAAGUUAGUUGGUAUCUCUUCCCAUUCCACUUAUAUGUUGUUUUCCAUUUACCCUUUUCACAUCUUCUCAGUUUCUACAAAGAGGAAAAAAAACAGGGUAUAUACUAUUUCCUCUAAUUAAUGAAUUACUCCUUUUUCCUGAUUGUUCCCCAAAAUUCCACUAAAUCGUGUAUUCUUAUUUGCACUUCAGAAAAUUAAGAUAGUUCAAAGAAGUAGCAUUUCUGCACUAAGGGUUAUUCAGUCUUAGAAAAUAUGAUGUAGAAACAAGAUGAUUCAGUUUGGGGGAGGGAGUAACAUCCUUGAUGUCAUGGAUACAACCUUUUGUAAGCCCAAAGAUAACCAGUAACUCCUUAAAGAUGACUUUGUUUACAGCCAGUGAAGGGAAAAUACUGCCACCUUUUUUUAGUCUUUCUAUGAAUGUUACUUUAGAGAGUUUUUAUUAUAUCUCCAUAAACUGUACAUAAUUCAGAAAUGUCAGUACUUCCUAUAACUUUCAUUUGCAACUAUUUCUAUCCCUGGUCUCUUGGUGUUAGCUGACAGUUUUUAGCUCAUUAGAACAACCAGAUUUCACACAGGCCUGUAACUUGACUCCCGGUGAGAAAUUGCUUCCUGUGGCAACUGACUGUAGUUGUUUAUUUAACCAGUGGUAAAGCAGGAGUCCCAUUGGGAUAAGUACAGGAAGGCAGCAUUGGGGAACGUAACUAGAGCUGUACUUCUCAAAUACAUAGUUGCUUCCUUGGUCAAGUGUUCCAGGGAGGGAAAAGAUAUUUUAUAAUCUUAGAAACUUGUAAGAUUCUUGUCUCUAUAAUUUUUUUGAUAAAGAAAAAUGAAUUUUGUUAUUUACCACUUCUCCUGAGUGCCAGAUGUAUGGUGAUGUACCUUAUUUUAGGCCACGUAUUUUAAUUUCUUACUAGUUAUCUUACUGAAACUGUUGACUACAAUCAGAAUAAUGGGCAAGUUUUCCCUCACACUUAUUACCUUCAUCAUACUCUUGUGAAGGUGAAAAUGAACUGCAAAAUGACCAAAGACAGGUGUGAUUCAAGAGGUAUGCAUCAAUCCAUAGGACUGGAUAACCAGCACCCAAAUAUUUAAAAAUAUGGUUGUAACUCCUUGGCUGUAAAGGAGCCAACCUUCCAGGCUCCACUUGGGAAGGAGCUGAUUCCUUGGUGUCACUCUGUCUUUCUUUUUGGCAUUCAAUAAGUAGAUGUGUGACAUUUCCCCUUCCCACAAAAGCAUCAUUUAUUGGUGUUGGAGCCUUUGGGAAUUUUGGAUCAGCAAUUUCCAAAAGAAGCAAAAAAUGUAAAAAUCUAUUCGAGAUUGAGUUAGAAUAGGUAAAAUACUAACAUGUUGACAGUCUGUAUAUUCCAAUUUUAAUCAGUCAUUCAAGAGGGUGUCCAUUAAUUGGUAGACGGGGGCCUUAGCAUAUCCAAAAGUCCCUUUUUGGUCUAGAGCUGUAUGUAGGGAAUUUUCUGUUCUAGGUUUAGAUGAGAAAUUCUUCUAUAGCAGUUUCCUAAGUGUAUUCUUCUCAGCAACCCUGUGAGCCAAGUAGCAACUAUCAGUAGUUGUAAUCCCAUUUUAUAAAUGGGGAUACUGGGACUCUUUGAGGUUGUGACUUGCCAACAGCCACUCAGUUGAAGCUGGAACAAGUCUGUGAUGGAGCCAGGAUUUGAAACCACAUCUUUCAACAUCCAGUGCCCUUUCCACUGUACAACACUGCCUCUCACCACCAUGAUGACCUAUGGUGAAUUGCAGAGAUUCAGAAGACCACGUGACAUAAAAAUGAGCUUUGGGUUCUCCUCAUAGUCUUAUCAGGAUCCCAUAGAGUGGGUCUUAGGGGGAAAUCCACUUACUCCAGGGCACUCUAGACUGGGCCAUUCUAGUCUUGGAUCUCCCUUCUAGUCCAAGACUAGAAGAGGUCACGUCUCGCUUUGGUCCAGAUCCACAGCCAGUGGUAAUUCCUAUGAUCCAGUGAUUAUAAGCAAUAGGUAUGAAGCAUAAUAAAUUAUUUCCUUUCCUUUAACUCUUAAGGAAAAAUCAUGCCACCUAGUUGUGCUCUUGCAAAUCUCAUUUAGUCAUGCGGCAGUCCCAGGGAAAGGAGGGAAAAACAGAAUCAACUGGAAAGAUUCAAAGGAAGGAUUUAGUAAAGGACUAUGAGAAGAGUAAUGCCCAAUUAGAUACAGAAAAAGUGAUGCAGAAGAAGCACUUUAUUAAGGGCCUACUCUAAUACACACAAUUACCAACAUAAUGUCUUUCAGUUUUCUGGGGAUCCUUGAUGAGAAUAUGACCAUGGGUAUGUUUAUUAGGGUUAUUUUGCCUUUAACUAUGCUGAUUGUGUUUCCCUGUGUAUUUGUAUUUUUUUGUAGAAAAUUAAGUGUUUUAUAAAUCUGGAUCCUGCACACCAAUAAUUUGGUGAACUUCAUGAUCACCAUUUUAUUUUGCCUGCCAUGCUGUGUGACAGCGGUGCUUUCUCGUUCUGAUCUGAUUAUGGUCUCUUUGACCAACUGCAAAAAAAAAAAAAAUGUCUUUUUUUUAUUUCAGUAGUCCCAAGGACAUUAACAUUGCUAGCAAGGGACAAAAUUUCAUUGGGAGUGAGGGAGGGUGGAGGAAGGGGAGAGGGGGCAAGGGGUCUUCCAAUGCCAGAAAAUGCAAAGCCAGUCAUCUAACAGACCACCCUGGGGUGGCAGGGAGCUCACUUUUUUUGUGUGUGUGCAACUAAUAAAAGCAGAAAAUGUGAUCUAGAAGCACAUUUUCUAAUAGGAUGUUUUUCUUCUUCUGUGAGGUUUCCAGCCUGCUUGAGUCUAGACAAAUAAAACAGGUUUAUAUGGUCUUAAUUAACUUUUAGCCAUAAGUUACUUUUUAGAGUCAGAGAACUAGGUAAUUUCACAGGACAAGCAAUGGAUUAUAAAAAGCCUUUCACUUCAGGUUACUGUUUGAAAUCCAGUUUGCCUUUUUAUGUGUUUCUGUAUAAUGCCUAUCCCUGUAGAGUAUAAGCAGCUUAACAAAUGUGCCAUUUUAGCUAAAAAAAAAAAGCAAAAACAAAAACAUAAAGGGGGUGGGGAAAAAAGGAAGAUAGCCAUGCCUAGCUUAUUGCUGAAUGAAAUGCACUCCUAUAUUGUAGAUGUUUGUUGUGACUUACGUGAAAUGAGCUUGCUGGAUUCAUCUUUGUUCUUAAUGGAUUGUUAUUACAGUUGCAGCCCUGUUCCUAAUGGACAGCUGUCCACAUUAUAGUGAGUACUAUGAGUUUUAGCAGUAUUCAAUCAACAAACAUUUAUUAAGCAGUCACUGUGUGCCCAGCCGUGUGCUAAGCAUUGCUGUAGUAUCCACAAGAGGCCAAAGACUAAUUGGUUCAUGGAGGUGGCUUUCUUUGGGGGAUGGUGCCUACAAGUCAGGCUUCAGGCGUAUUGUGCAAGUUUUUUUUUUUUCCUAGUUUAACAAGCAUUUAUUAAGCACCUACUCUGUGCAAGGCCCUCCCCUUGCAUAUCCUAAACCUGUACUGUGGUACCUUUCAUCUAAAAUCAUUUCAUGUUGUAAAGGGAAAAAAAAAAGCUUUACAACCAGAGAUAGAGCCUAUUGUGGCAAGUAAAACUGUAUGAUCUUCAAAGAAAAAACUUCUGAUCAUCCUUUGAAACCACUGAAAGAUGUAACAUCAUAUAGCUUGCAAAUGCCAUCGGUUGUGAUCUACUAAACUGGGUGUUGGACUGCUUUAGUUGAUGUGGUUGCUGAGGCCUUCAUUUAAAGAUCCCAUUUCUGGUUCUGAUUGUUGAUUUCAGACUGAAGGAAAGCCAGGAAUUUUCCAUUUUAACAGCUGGGCCCAGCAGUACUGACAGAGGUGAACAUAUGCAGAAUUAAGCCUCACUCACUCAUGCUAUGGAAGCUGUGUGCUAUGUACAAUUUGCACUGGUUUUUUUUUAUAUUUCUUGUAUUGAUAUGAUUUUAUCACCUCAGAUACAGAGCCUUUAAAAUGAAGAUUUCAAAAUAACUGCCAUUUAUGUAAAAUAUUGUUGUGUUGUGACCAAAUUGUAUA